Messenger RNA from Lotus japonicus, 3571 nucleotides. RefSeq names its product pentatricopeptide repeat-containing protein At5g01110. The record is from RefSeq and is a predicted model, not a curated record. The coding region runs from base 72 to 2249 and encodes 725 amino acids. Lineage: Eukaryota; Viridiplantae; Streptophyta; Magnoliopsida; Fabales; Fabaceae. The transcript is spliced from 3 exons. Gene Ontology annotation, molecular function: protein binding.
CUUUCGUUGUUCUCUUCGUUCUCGUUGUCGUCACAGAACCUCCCUCACUUUCACUUCAUCUUCGUUCUUCAAUGGCGACACUGAAACACCACCUUCCUCUCAGAACAACCCUCUCACACUCUCCUCCCUCCUUCUCCUCCGUCGCUGCUGCAAACCCUCACCCCACCCAUCACCACCAACAACAACCCUCUUCAUCUUCUUCACCUUCCUCUUCCCUCCCACACGCAUUCUCACUCGAAAAACUCCUCUUCCGCCUGAAGCAAAACGACUCCAUUUCCCUCCGCAACCACCUCCUCCACUCCCCAGACCCAUCACCUCUCCUCCCUCAAAUCCUCCACCGAUGCCACCACCACCCCACUCAGCUCCACACCUUCACCAACGCCGUCACCUCAUCAUGCCCCCACCUCACCCCCUCCAUGAUCCACCUCCUCGUCACCUUCAAGAAGCUUCCAGAAGCUCAGGCCCUCAUCCUCAGAACAAUACGAAAAAGCGGCGUCUCACGCGCUGAGGUAAUCGAUUCCCUGCUUUCUUCUCCUCACUCUCGCUCCGACAUGAAUCUCUCUGUUUUUGAUUUGUUGAUAAGGACUUACGUUCAAGCUAGGAAACUGAGAGAAGGGUCUGAGGCGUUUCGCUUGUUGAGGACCAGAGGGGUCUAUGUUUCCAUCAAUGCCUGCAAUGCGCUUCUUGGGGCGCUUGUGAAGGUUGGAUGGGUUGAUUUGGCGUGGACCGUGUAUGAGGAUGUUGUGAGAAGUGGGACUGUGGUGAAUGUGUUUACUUUGAAUAUCAUGGUGAAUGCUCUGUGUAAAGAUGGUAAAUUGGACAGGGUUAAAGGGUUUUUGUCUAGCAUGGAGGAAAAGGGUAUUUUUGCUGAUAAUGUGACUUAUAAUACUCUGAUUAGCGCGCAUUGUCGACAAGGGCUUGUUUCGGAAGCUUUUGAGUUGGUGAGUUUGAUGAAGGGUAAAGGGUUGAAGCCUGGACUUUUUACUUAUAAUUCUAUUAUCAAUGGCUUGUGCAAGAAGGGUAGCUAUGAGAGGGCGAGAGAGGUUUUGGAUGAGAUGUUGGAGGUUGGAUUGAGUCCUGAUGCUGCUACUUUUAACCCGCUGCUGGUGGAAAGUUGUAGGAAGGAUGAUGUUCGUGACGCUGAGAAGGUUUUUGAUGAGAUGUUGCGGCGUGGGGUUGUUCCUGAUUUGAUAAGCUUUAGCUCGAUCAUCGGGGUGUUCUCCAGGAAUGGGAACCUUGAUCGCGCCUUGGCGUAUUUUGAAAAUAUGAAAGGUGCUGGGUUGGUUCCUGAUAAUGUGGUUUAUACAAUUAUUAUAGAUGGGUUUUGUAGGAAUGGCAAUGUGUCUGAGGCUUUGAAAAUAAGGAAUGAAAUGGUAGGGAAGGGUUGUGUCGUGGAUGUGGUUACUUACAAUACUCUAUUGAAUGGAUUGUGCAGGGCAAAAAUGCUUGUUGAUGCGGAUGAGCUAUUUAAGGAGAUGGUGGAAAGAGGGGUUUUUCCUGAUUUUUACACCCUUACCACUCUCAUCCAUGGUUAUUGCAAGGAUGGAAACAUGACCAAAGCACUUAGUUUAUUCGAGACUAUGACUCAAAGGAGCCUUAAACCUGAUAUUGUGACGUAUAAUACAUUGAUGGAUGGUUUCUGCAAAAUAGGUGAAAUGGAGAAGGCUAAGGAGUUGUGGUGUGACAUGAUUAGCAGGGAAAUUUUGCCCAACUACAUAUCAUUUAGCAUUCUAAUGAAUGGAUUUUGCAGUUUAGGCCUUGUUUCCGAAGCCUUCAGGCUGUGGGAUGAAAUGAAAGAAAAAGGUAUUCAGCCCACCCUAGUCACUUGCAACACCAUAGUAAAGGGUUAUUUGCGGGCUGGGAAACUGUCGAAGGCUAAUGACUUCUUGAGCAAAAUGAUUGCCGAAGGUGUUUCUCCUGACUGCAUUACGUAUAAUACUCUUAUAAAUGGUUUUGUAAAGGAAGAGAACUUUGACAGAGCUUUUACCUUGGUCAAUAACAUGGAAGAACAAGGGCUGCUUCCUGAUCUUAUAACAUACAAUGCAAUUCUUAGUGGAUAUUGUAGGCAAGGCAGAAUGAAAGAGGCUGAGAUGGUAUUGCGUAAGAUGAUUGACAAAGGCAUCAAUCCUGACCGAUCAACGUACACAUCAUUGAUAAAUGGGCAUGUCUCUGGAGACAACCUGAAAGAGGCAUUCCGUUUCCACGAUGAAAUGCUGCAAAGGGGAUUUGUGCCAGAUGACAAAUUCUAGGAAUUUCAGUGUCGCAGCUGUUAGAACAUUACAUCCAUUUGUUCAAAUUCUUCAUAUGAAGGUGUAAGUGUCAUCCAAUUUGCCCCAUUUUGUUAUAAGCAUUGAUUUUAUCCUUGUAAUGAUUACUUAUUCAGAUGCAUAUUUGUUAUGUGUUAGGUGUAGUUCUGGACUAUGCCUCUGCCUUCCCCCUGGUCCUGGUUUGUGUAUCCGAUGAAGCACAACCGUGGUGCAUGCCUUUUGCAUCCUAACAUGAAUUGGGAUUACUAGACACGGAGGCAAUGCAAUUGGGUAAAACACAACUGUGAGUUGGGUAUGCUGGUUUAAGAACUCAACUGCUUUAGUGUGUACAUGGAAUUAGUUGACUGCUAUAUGAAUGGACUUUCCUCUCAAAUCUCAAUCCAUAAGUGGAGUUCUGUUCACAUUUUAUCUCGAAGUGAAUGCUACCGUUGUUUACACAAUUACACUAUUGUCAUCAGGUAUGUCUGGAUUUCUGUUGGCAUGUCAGUUGCCACCCUUGAAAUGAUGAAUUACACGUUCCAAACCUCCAAUGAUGAAAACAUGAAAGGAGACAUUUGGGUCACUGGAAUGAAACUUGGUUUUUUACCUUAGGAAAGCGGUUUUCCAAAGCCAUCGAGGGCGUCCUAAGAAAUCUGAUGUUACGCGUGCCAUUCCCCUCCCAUGCUUAUUUUACGCGUGCUUCCUGCCAUUUGGGCAAUUUGGACACCAUGCUUCCUGCCAUUCCCCUCCCUCUCCUGGCACUUAUUUUACGCGUGCUAAGAAGGCUUGGUUUUUAGCAAAAAAGGCGGGCUUGGUUUUCAAUGGCAGCAAUGAGGACACCAUUCGUGGCCUUGAGGAGGAUUUAAGGGAGAAUUGGCCUGUUUUCUGCUAGGGGUUUUGUUUCUCCUUCUUGUUUUGCUGUGUGGUUUUUUUGGGGUUUCCUUUGGCGUUUUGGUCUUUUGUUCCUUGGUUUGGUUCCUAUAUCUCUCUUUUCGUUCUCUUUUCGCGGGGCAGGUGUUUUUGGCAGGCUUUCAGGUUCUUUAUCUUCCCCCCUUUAGUGGGAUUGUCUGCAUAUUUUGAUUCAUAAUAUAACCUCUUUGUUCUCUACAAAAAGGUUGAGCACAUGCCUUUCUAUCAUAGUCUACUGUUUGAUUGAAACUUAUUCCUGAUUGUUAAUGAUUCAUCACAGACUGUAUAGAAUUUCUCUUUAUUUCCCAGUAGUUGUAAAAUGGGUGUUUUUUUAAUAUCUUAAGGUUGGAUUUGUGUAGCAAUAUAACUAUUUUAUUAAGAUAUAAUGCUCCGUGAAAUGAGCUGCAGUUGCACAA